AUGGCUCGUUUGAUGCGCCGGUUCAGGGGCGCAUCACCGGUCGCCCUGGCGCUGGAAUUCGCCGGGCUACAUUGCCCGGGGGGCUCCGCGGUCAAGGUGGCUUCCUCGGGGGCCCGUGUGCCCCUGGGCUGGCCCUCCCGGCUCCUCUGCCGAGGGGUGAAACUCAAGCAGCGGCUCGUUUCGGGGCUCCUACUCGCCGCAUCGGCCAUUCUCUUCCUCACCCUCGUCCGCAUCACCGGAGUCCGCCAGCUGCCGUUCGCGUCGCCGGCGCAGGACUGGGUGCCCAGCCACCGCAAGGGAGUCGCCGGACCGUCGGUGCAGCAGGUGGCUGCACCGUGCAGACCGUUCCCGUUUGGCCCUCCGCUCAUCCGCCUUACUGUGAAUUCCAACCAACUGGCCCAACUUGCCGUCUUGAUGACUAACAACGGGCGUCGUCUUUCGCAGGCCGGGCCCGAUCCGUCGGGAGUCCUCGGCAAGAGACUCUUGACCAAGGCCUCGGUCGAAGGAGGUUCCAAGAGAACGGGCAGCGAAGCCGCUGGAGCCGGAGGCCAAGCGGAUCCCGGCCCGGGUUCGCUGGCGUCUUCGCCACCUCCUCCGCCGGUGCGCAGUCGCGUCAAACCCUCGGUUGCGGCGGCCAAGGGUUCGAAGAAGAAUGACGCCGCGGGAGGCAACGCGCUGGCGGGCGGCAACAAGAGACGGCCCGGCAACGCAGCCGCUGGCAGCGCGGAGAAGGAGGUCGUCGACGGCGAACCGCAGCAGAAGCCGCCGCACGACCCCUUCGAGGACCUGGUGCACAUCGCCUGGCCCCCGGCCGAAACGCGCCGGGCGGUCGUCAGGCCCCGACGCUACAACCCCACGCUGGGGCACAUCCUUCAGAUCGAGACCAGCCACAACAUGACCAGCUGGGAGCAGUUCCAGACGGGCAUCGCGCGCGAGUGGCUCUACCCGGAGAACUCGGAACUGGUCGAGCGCAUACUCCACGAGAUGGCGACACUGCCCAUCGUGCACGUCGGCCUCAAGGAUGGCGGCACGCAGCUGAAGCUCAUCAUCGACUACGAAAAUGGCGGACAGGCUCUUUUCAAGCCCAUGAGGUUCUCUCGUGAAACGGAGACCAACCCGAACCACUUCUACUUCGUCGACUUCGAACGUCACAACAGCGAGAUUGCCGCCUUCCACCUCGACAGGCUGCUCGGGUUCCGGCGGGCGCCCCCCGUGGUCGGCCGAGCGCUGAACAUGACGACCGAGAUCUACGCCAUCACGGACGAGGACAUCCUCAAGACGUUCUUCGUCUCUCCAGCCAACAACCUGUGUUUCCACGGCAAGUGCAGCUACUACUGCGACACGUCGCACGCCAUCUGCGGGAACCCGGACAUGCUGGAGGGCAGCUUCGCGGUCUUCCUCCCUUCCAAGGACAUCGCGCCUCGCAAGUCCUGGAGGCAUCCGUGGCGCAGGUCGUACCACAAGCGCCGGAAAGCCAAGUGGGAGCUGGACGACGACUACUGCGUCCAGGUGCGCGCCACGCCCCCUUACGACCGCGGCCGGCGGCUGCCCGACCUCAUGGACAUGGCCGUCUUCGAUUUCCUCAUAGGCAACAUGGACCGGCACCACUACGAGACGUUCCUCUCGUUCGGCAACAACUCUUCGCCGCUACACCUCGACCAUGGGCGAGGCUUCGGCAAGCCCCACCACGACGAGCUGAGCAUCCUGGCGCCGCUGUACCAGUGUUGCCUGCUGAGGCGAUCCACGCUGCGGCGGCUGCUGUCGUUCCACAGCGGGCCGGUUCCGCUGAGCGCCGCCAUGCGCCGCUCGCUGCGCCGAGACCCCGUGGACCCGGUGCUGACCGAGCCCCACCUGAGCGCCCUGGACCGGCGCGUCCAGCUGGUGCUCGAGGUGGUGCGAGAGUGCGUGUCCGAGCGAUCGGCCGCCGAGGUGGUCAUCGUGGACGACGCCUGAGAUAAAGAAAAACAGCGCGUUCCGCUCGCCGUAAUACGCCGGUCCUGAAGCUUCCAGUACAUAUCAGGUCAUUUUCCGCGGCCAGGAUGUCCCACGAACACCAGCCCAGGCCGAGACCCACCAGGCCUCCUCCGAUGCGCUUUCGGCAACCCGCCGCGCCGGCCUCUUCGGAGAUGCACGACCAACUGUGGCCUCGCUGGUCGAAAGUGUUACACGAAGCGCGCCGUGGAGUGGACGCUUGGACGUGCAUACUGGACAUGUUUCCUUUCUCUCUCUCUCUCUCUUUUUUUCUUAUUUCGACGUCCCCGCAUUUGUGAGUGAUCCAAGUGCUUGAACAGUGCAAGUGAGUUUGCCGCUCGCUUUCAACAGCGUGCGACGCUUAGGCUUCGGUUCACUGUGGCAAACACGUCGUCGACGCGGCAAGCGUACCUUUGUGGGUGGCCUGUGCUGCGCGGAAACGUACGGUGUGCGCGACGCAUUGCGUGUGCUCCCUCUCGGUAAUUGCGCGCAGUGUGGUAAAAGUGCAGCAGCUUUAAGUCAUCACAGACAUUGUGGGUUAAGCCGCUGGGUCCACCAGCUGUCGCGUGUGCCCGAUAUGCGUUAGUCAUCUUCAUUCUUUCAGUACUCUGGACGAUCGGCAGCUCUGAAGCUUUCCGUUUUCGAAGGUAUGCGCGCGUCUCACGCUAUAAAAUGAAAGCGCAUGCUGGCUGUCUCGUCCGGUGUUUGGGGCUACAGUGAACGCUCGCUAUAACGAAAGUUGUCCAAACUUCAGGCUGCGGUGAACACUUGUUGCACUGAAGUCACCCUUAAGCAUUACUCGAGAUAACUUUUCGCCGUCCUGCGAUGUACUGUCACCGGUUAGAAUGCACCAUUAACCGAAAUGUUGUACUCAGUAUCAUGUGUACUGACCGUAUACGUAUAGUGACCUUUCAGCUUUUAUUUUUUAUCAACAUUCGUCAUAUGCACUCUUCUCCCCACCUGCUAACUGCUUUCUAACAUCUGUCAGUUGUAAGGUUAUGGCUACUAUUAUCACUCUUUGUUCUGAACAACACGAAAAUUAUCUCGUGGUUCCGUGAGAAUUUCUACUGCAUUCAAAAUUACUCCGCUCUUUACGUACAUGUCGUUUCCGAGGAAACUCUUCGCCGUCCUCUCCGUUGUGGUACGUGCGGCCCAUGUGUCAUCGGCUGUGCAGUAAAAUUUCGUUAUAACGAGACCGCUUCGUUCAAACUGCCGUUAGACUCAACGUCCUGCCGCCAGUAAUGCAAUGGCAUCGUUACAUUUGCAGCGCCUCAGUUUUCUCGAAACCCACCGUGGUUGCUUAGCGGCUGUGGUGUUUCGCUGUUAAGCACGUGGUCGCAGGGUCGAAUCCCGGCCAUGGCGGCCGGAUUUCGCGUCUGGACGCUUGUGCUUGCUUGCGAGAAUUUUGAACCUUCAUUUGACUGCGUACCAUGAGUGCAUUUAUUUCUCAUGUAUGUUCGAAUGUAAUGUAACCCGCCGUGGUUGCUCAGUGGCUAUGGGGUUGGGCUGCUGAGCACGAGGUCGCGGGAUCGAAUCCCGGCCAUGGCGGCCGCAUUUUGAUGGGGGCUAAAUGCGAAAACACCCGUGUAUACUUAGAUUUUAGGUGCGUGUUAAAGAACCCCAGGUGGUCCAAAUUUCCGGAGUCCCCCACUACGGCGUGCCUCAUAAUCAGAUCGUGGGUUUGGUGCACGUAAAACCUCAUAAUUAAUUUUUUGUUUGGGUUUGUCGAAGUUCUGCUUGCACCAGACUUUUCGCCGUCUUGUUAUGUUCGUCGUAUAAUGUGCGUCUGUCUGCCCCGCACUAAAGGUGUGCUGUAAGCUAAUCGCGUCAUUUCACUGUUCCAAAUAAAUGUGGCGCUAUUCGUAAUGUCUUCGCUUUUAUCGCACCAUUCGCUUUGGCCGUCCCGCGCUGACUUCUUUAUAGCGGAGCCGUCCUCCCCUGACUUCGUUAUAGCGGGGGUGCAUUCUCGUACCUUGUUUCGCACACAGAGGGAAAGCGUUUUGUGGCAAUUUCCAGGCGUUUCCUGAGCCCGUCGAAAAACGAAGUUUUAGCCCGACGUGGCACUUACUAACGUUGGCGCAGUAACCAGACGAAGUCGAUGACGUCAGCGCUGUUUUUUUUUUGUGGCCCCUUGUGAAAUCGUGCUCACUCAAAGUUUGUAGCAGAAGUCCUUAUCGCAACCACUUUCUGCGUUACGCUUCAUCUGCUGCUUUAGGCGUCCCCGCGAGUGGUGUGAACUUCUUGCGUAGGCCGGAAGUUCGGCCGGAAGUGCCCCGUCCUGUCUUCUCUCUUCGUUCUCGUCUUUGUGCACUUUUACAGUUUCAAGAUGCUAGUAAACCAACUAGCCCAGUUGUCUAUUCUGUUAGGAUUUAGCCCUCCCCCGACGCGGAAAGUUGUGCAACGCCAAGAACGUUUCUAAAAUUCUCGUUAAAUGUACAGCGUCGCGAUGUACCGCCAGGAGCGCUGCUGUUCCCGGCUCAUAACAUCCAUCCAUCCAUCCUUCUCCUUACGUCAGUAGUAGUAACACGUGCGCACCUGGAUAGAACGGUUGCCGAGAGGGAGCACAUGUUUCUGUGCUAAUGUGUGGCGCUUCGGACCUGUGCAUUUUCACGACGGUGUUUAACCGUUUCUCCUCGCCGGUGACGUGUACUGACGUCAUUUCCGCCUUUCGCCAAACCGUGUGUAGCCUCGAGCUAAUAAUGUGCGUGUCAAGGGUUCCGACCUGUGUUCCUUUCACCUCGGCAGCGGGCAGUAUGUCUCGAUCCAGCCGAGAUGACAAAACCAUUCUUAUUACCGUGUGUUGCGGCCGCAGUCCGUUUUUUGUGGCCGCUCGGCCGGACUUUGAUUGAGCAGCGUGUCUACCGGUGCAAAGGAAGUGUACGCUCUCGGUCACAGUUAAGUAGAACAUCUAUCGCACAUAUUUUUUUUUUUUGCUUGUUUAUCGGGACGGACUGAUAACAACGGCUGUGAGGGCACAAUUUUCGUUUUUGUACGAGUCGCGAAGUUUAUUGAAGGCACAAAACAUCGGGCGUUUGCCGGACCUGCGCGCGUUGCCGAACUGUGCCGCCAAACUGGGACGUAAGUGCCAGCAUCUGUGUCAGUGGCGCCAUCUUGUGAAGGCAUGUUGAACUAAGCUGCAGAACAGAACUGUUUCGUCGCGUUUUUUGGUUACGCACAUCUUCGAAAGGUGUCGCCACUAUUGCACAAAGGCUACGCGCCAGUCUGACAGGACCGAAGAUGACGUGCGCGCGUCAUGUUGUAGCUUCGUGCGAGCGCCGCAACAGCGUCACGUGAUGCGUGCGGUGCGAUUCACAUAUCAAUAAUGCGAGUGCACGGUCGCGCUUGCCACAACAAAAGGUUACACUUUUGCUCAAUUUCAGGUAUCUUUCUUUUUUCUUGUUCCACGACAUGCGCUUUCAGUAAUGGCAAGUCACUUUUCGUAUUUGGAUAAAGAGUUCUACUUGAGCUUUAGGCAGCUUCGGAGUACGCACCGCUACGUGUGACAGCCUCCUCGGUUAUUCGAGUUAAUUGUAGUUCGUACGCUUAAGAUCCAAAGUGCAUUUUCGUGGAACUAAUGAUCGAUAGCAUUGCAUUUACACCCCGAUCACAUCGUGUUAUUUCUUCAUAUGUCACCGUACCGCUGUACUGUCAGUCGGUACAUCGUCUUUUAUCUUUUGCUUAAGAUUGUCAGAUGUACACUCGUGUGCACACACUGUAGCAAUUUCUACGAACGGGUGGAUGUAUGAUUUUCUCUUUAUCACACUAUAUAUAUACCGCUGAUGAGGCAUCGCUCCCUCAACAUUUUUUUUUGUACCUGUACGAUAUAAAGCUCUCUAGUCUAACUGCAACACUUUUCACUUGUCAGCGCCACUAACGCAUGUGUCUGCUGAACUGUAGGCAACAGACUGAGGCUGGAACUGUCCCGUAUUCUUAUUGGCAUAACUAAUGACAAUCCACAUGUUGCUUGGGACGUCAGUGUUACAUAGAUUCUUUUUUGAAAUUGUUACACGAGUCAUCCAAAUUCAUUAAACUUUGCAUCGAAGAUUGCGCGUUUUGUACUAGUUGCGAGGCAGCGCUGCGAUUGCCGGUGAAGCUGAAAACCGCUCGUGCGGCAUACAUUUCUCAAAACCUCAAUGCCCGCGAGCUCCGAUUGUGACGUCAUCUAUAAAUAGGCCGACAGUUCAAUGCCAUGCUUUGGAAUAAGCAUCGUUCUGAGUGUUGCCAGCUUCCCCCAUUGAAAUGUAUCGGCUGUCUGUCGGCCUAUACAUUUGAAUUCACCGUUCAUAGUGCGUAUACCCUGUGUUAUCUAGAUGGCGUUGAUGAUAUAUAACACGCUUGGCAUUUCGUGACACUUCCGGCGACGGCGUUUUAUUUUUAGAAGCUCGAUCGUUUCGGGCACUUUCGUAUGCUUGGCAAAGUCGAUCACUCCACUCGAAGGAAAAAAAAAAGUCGGAACGCAUAAGCCAAACUGUGAAUUCAGUUGAGAGGAAGUGUAUUUACUGUGCGAUCGUGGACGUUUUAUGUGUGCGUGCCUUUGCUGUGAGAUUGGAGAGUUCUAGGUUAGGGGACGCAAGCGGCUUGCGUUCGCAAGAACUAGGUAACUAGGGGCGACAGUACUGCGCAUGCGCAGACUCAGGAGUAGGUGUCUGCGCAUGCGGAGUACCGUCGCCCCUAGUUCUUGCGUACGCACGCCGCUUGCGUCCCCUGAUUUAAAACUCUCUACUGUGUUAAGACCUCUGUGUACGCGUAGUGUGGCAGUCGCGUGGCAUCGGCCACAACCCUUGUGUUCCCAUUUAUCGCCUCCUCCACCAGGUGCGCUCGCAUUUCCGAUGUCCCUCGAUACGUCGACGUGUGGAGCUGACUUCAUUUUUUACAGCGCUCCACUGAUAAUCGAACGAUCAGUGUAUAUCGUAAGGCGUGAGUGUUCCCGAUUGUAUCGGUGUCUCUCCUCUUUUCGCCUCGGCAGCGGAGUCUCUCGGGACUCUUGUGUGUUCAGAGAGUGCCACGUUGAAACGCACUGCAACGGUUGUGUACAGACACAGUUUGAACUGUAUUUUGUGGGGUUCUUUUUUUUCGGCGUACGGUAUGUUACGUGUCCUACGGAUGAGCGACAGCAUCGGUAUGCAAAGAACACUUGUGCCGGCUGAGCUUCGUUAUAUGUGGCGCGUCUGUGUGUGUGUGCGUACCUUCCUGGGAACCCUGUUCAAAGCCCUGAAGAUGCGCGCCUUAUACGUGUACAGCCGAUGUUGUUUCUUCGAAGGCCUUCUCUCUUUUCCUCUCAAAGCCUCCCGGUGACAAUCGAACAUGUCGUCUUUCUUUCUUCGUGACGCUGCCUGUGCUGUAGUUACAGUGUCCCAGGAACAUUAUAGCGGAGUGUCAAAGCACACAGGGAACGCCCUGGUACUGCGCGGCGCAGGCGGGCUCAGCGUUAUACUCUGCAGCAUGUAGCGACAACUCGGAAAGCGAGGAUCUGCGCCAGCGCAGUACAACUAUGCGGCUCCAAAUGAUAUGCUGACUUUCUUUUUUCAUGCUAUGCUUAUGAUUAUACUGUCCUUCUGCUACAACCGCUGUCGUCUAGCUUUCAAGAGUGAUGAUCUUGACCUAUCAGACGCAGAGAUGCUAUCCCUAGCAAACCCUUAAAGCUGGGCUAAUGUGGUCCCGUGUAGGGCCUACAUUCGCUUUACCCAGCGUUAGGCCUACGUUGGCUUCGCCUAUACUGCGCGGAUGCGAUACUCGAUUAUUCGCUAUACGGAGGUGGCGACGACGUCAGAAGUGGCUGCGCAUUGGUGCUCGAACCCGCGUGCGGCGUGCCACAUACUGGGAGAGGAUUCCCAAUGUGCUUUGACUCUCCGAUGCCUCCGCCAUUGCGUCCCUGUUGGUGGCUGGAAAGUGUGACGUGGUGCACAUAUCUCGCGCGCAUAUUGGCUGCCGGCCCCGGACGUUGUUCGGCCUGUGGGGUCGUAGCCGGUGGAAGCCAAUGUUGUAUAGUAUCCGUCUCUACCAUACGUCGCUACCAUACGUGCGCUGUUUUCCUUCUUUUUUUUUUUGUUGGUCGGUUAGUAAAGUUAACGAACUGAGUUCAUCUGAGGUUGAGACAGAGACGCUAAGGAGAAACACUAAUGUCACGUGUGUGACAUAUAGCUUCUAAAGACUCGCAUUCGGGAUUGCUCUGGCUAACGAGCAAGAAUGUCGGUGAUUUGCAUCGAAUCUGAAAGGAAAACUUUCCUAAUAUAACCGCGCCGGCGAUGUCAAUGUGACGUCAUAGAUUUUCCAGUGUUGUCACGCAAUUCGAUUCUUCCUGUUUCUUUAUGGCUUUUUCGGGGGGGGGAGGGAGGGGGUAGAUGGUUAGAGUUCUCCCAAAGUGCAUUUACCAGAUUGACCAUUCGCCUACUUUCGAGUGAAGCGUAGUCCUUCAUUAAAACAGUCGCAUUGACACCGCCAGAUGCUGCGAAAUCCAUGACGUCACGAAGGGUUGGCGCGCAAAUUUUACGGUGGCGUCGCCACCGGCAUUCUUGCUUAUUCGUUCUGUCCUGCCAAGGACGUCACAGAUAAUCGUGAGAGUGACCUAUUUGGUAUUCUGAAGCGCAAUCUGUGUCAAUCUUUACAUUCACUUACUGUUUUUCUUUGGCGUCCCUUUGAACGUAUGCAGAAGCUGUGAUACGAUUGUGCAUAUCGCCGGUGUAGCGGCUCACAGGAUCUAGCUUCAACGGCACACGAGUUGCAUGCAGAGUCCUGCCUACACGUAAGAUUAGAAACAUGUUACAUAGAAAAACAGUUUACCAUAAACGCCUUUACAAAAGCACACGUGUGCACGACAUUAAACGCUCACCGAACUUUGUGGCCAGUGGACUGGGAUAUAAAUGAGGUUGCUGUACGGUCUGUCCAUGUCAACGUAUUAUACAAUUUACGUAAUACUGCGGAACGUAGACGGUAGCAGCAGCGCUGAUGGCUCUAUCUCGUGACUUAGAGUUGAAUUAAAGCUCGCGGAACUAUUAUUGCAGCUAUUAUUGGCAUGUUCAGCAGCACAAUCAUUGGUGUAUCAUGACUUUCUUCUUUUUUUUUUAUACGAGAACAGUCGCAACGCGAAAGCUUUCGUAGCGUAUUGUCGAUCAAUAAUCCGUGUUCCGGCAUGCCAUAAACUCCAAUAAGUGCAUGAACCCGCUAGAAAGUCUAAUAUCGCCGGUGUUAGAGCGACGUCGUUACAUUCGAAUGUAAGGACACUUUGCGAUUGCUUAAAGACAUCCUGGUUCAAAAACGCGAGAGAGAAACUUCAGCUUGAACAAUUUCUUUCCCCCCCCCCCUUUAUUUGCCCGGUUACCUUGUCUGGACUUUCUUUCAACAGGGAACAAGAUGAAAAAUACUACGGCUUUUUUAUUAUGCUUUCGCCACAUCUUGUGUUCUUCGCUAUCUUUUAGUAACAUCAUUCGCUCAACACACUACAAGAGGCAUAUCUUUUUUUGUUUCCUGACAACAGCAGGAUAUUUUGUUUGACAGACUCUCCACCAAUCAACGAUAACCAAUAUAAUGUCAGGAAACGUUUUCUAUGGCCUGUGCUAAUAUGAAUUGAAUGUUCGAUGCGAGUUCUUAAUGAGCUAGAUAAAUUUUUUAUUGAUUGGGGCGGUGGGGUGGUGGUGUAGACGCCCCACACGUGUUUUCGCUGCUCAAGUUCGUCACCUAUUCGUAUAUAUUUAUAGCAUAACAAAUAAAUCGGGCGCAGCGCUGUAAACUUCAUUCGCACGCCAUUGAAGUGAUCGCCGGAAUUCGAUCAGGCCCGCAAAUGUAACGCCGGCAGGGCGAGACGGCGUUUCUCCAACGUCGGUUACACGUUGAAAUAGCCCCACACAUGUCGCGUAUUUUGUGACAUCUGCGUCGCUCGUAUACCUUUGUACUGCGUACCUAAUUUGCAUGUCAUGGCACGUGCACCAGUUUUGGUUGGCACGUGACGGUGGCGCGCAGACCAUGUCAACCGACGUGCAGCUGUUAGAUGGCGCAUCUCUCUUUUUCUUAUUGAAACUGCUUACUUCUUUCUUUCGUGUUCUUGACGCAACGACACUCUCCCGCCGCCGGCCGACGGCAACGCUGGUACUGUCAGUCAUACGUGGUGUAGACGUAGAUAUCUUAUGUGGCUCUAGUUCCUCCGAGCGUAUCUCUCUUUCAAUAUAAUCUGGCACUGAAAAUGGAAGCGUCGAAGCUUGUUCCAACGCUCGGUAUCGCCUUUUAGGCGGCUCUGCAGAUGACGUGCUGACGCCAAACGACACGUUACCCGGGGCGCGUGCGUUCGCGUCAUCUUGCUCCUGAUUGGUCGACGCCAUAGCUGCGCCACUCCCACUCCAGUGCCGCGUUAUUGUGACGCAGAGUGUAGGAGAUGCUGCCAGUGGAUACCGGCAGGCGCGCGUUAGGUCCGUGAUGUUUUUUUUUAACAUGUAAACAUGUAGACCUCUGUUUUGUGUGGUUACCAGGCGGGCAAGAAAAGAGCGUUAGUUCGUGACCGCUGUUUUGUGCACAAGCCACGUAUGUAUGUCUGCGCCACAUCUGACGGUGAUAGUGGCGCCACCUAGUGUGAGCAGUGCAAGACAGCAAGUUAUUGACUUCCACGUCACGUGAUGCAACACGUCACGCGUUGCUGUCGACUUGCAAGAACGCUUGCGGUGCGCAGCAGUCACUGAAGAAGGGCUCAAAUGAAGAAUGACUCAAACGCCUCGGUUAAAUGGAGGCAGCGCACGGAAUAGUCCGAUCAACAGAAGCGUGACCUCUGUUGUGCGACACGCGAUAGGUGGCGCCACUAGCGUCGUCAGAUAACGGUGGCUCUCUCUGCUUUUUUUUUUUUUGUUUUAAUGUCAGUGCGAAACGGACGGACACUGUAUAUCUAGGUAAGGACGUUGCCUGGACCCUGGUGAAACCAUAUCAACUCCUCCAGAGGGUGUUAUAUGCCUCAUGCGUCUUCGUCUCAACACUCCAUGCUGGUCCUGGAGCUUUCUCAAGUACUACUGUAAAGAGGGGGAGGGGGGGGUGUCGGACCAAUGUGUAACCCGACAUUGGGCCUACAAUGGCUUCGUUUCCUGUGCUGCUGGUAUCUGUCAUCGCAUGAAGAGCGCAGCUAUCUGUAUAAGUGCAGUGUCUUUUUUUUAUUUUCUACUCUUUUUCUUCUGCGAAGUUCUUUCUUUUUUUCUUUAUUUCGGUGAACUUCACAGAAAGUGGGCGCCAUUUUUUCUCCCCACGUACGCUACUUCAUGGCAGGGGGAUUUCUUGCGUUCACGGAAGUUUACAACCUCCACUUGAAGGGUUUAUUGUAUACACUUAUAAACCGACGUGAAUUUAAUAUACAUAUGACUAUUUUGUACAGAGGUGACAAAUAAAAGAUAUAUGCCACUGUUGAAA
Messenger RNA from Dermacentor andersoni, 11349 nucleotides. Its product is annotated as extracellular serine/threonine protein CG31145-like. Gene Ontology annotation, molecular function: protein serine/threonine kinase activity. Gene Ontology annotation, biological process: protein phosphorylation. Lineage: Eukaryota; Metazoa; Arthropoda; Arachnida; Ixodida; Ixodidae. The record is from RefSeq and is a predicted model, not a curated record. Gene Ontology annotation, cellular component: Golgi apparatus.